UAAUAAUCUUUGUUUGCUGGCUGAUGGUGACAAGAUUGGUCCAAUUUAAAUUUCAAUUUAAAAGCUUUUAGGUGUUUCCAUGUGUUACAUGCUGGUUUCCUCUCUUGGUAUUUUGUUAUUGAGCAUUUCUGUCAAUCAAUAUCAACAGUUUCGUUUACAGAAAAUGGAUCCUCCAGGUUAUCAGGAAAUGUCAUAUGUUGCUCAUGUUAAGAGGCGCCAUGAGGAGAAAGGCUGCCUCUAUGCUGGUUUGUUUGCACUUUGUUGCUGCUUUUGCUGCUUUGAAGCUUGUGAAUGUUGUUUAGAUAUGCUCUGUUGCUGCUGCUAAUAUGCCAGACUAGCUUGGCUUCUGUUUGCUUUCUAUCAUUUCCUUCGAAUAGUCACUGUUGUCUUCUCUCUUUACUUCCUGUGUUUCCCCUUCUCACUGAUGUUGGGGUCUUUAAUCGAGUGAAAGGAGAAUGAUUUGGUAAAACCGUCUGCAUCUUGCACCUACGAAUAAAUGAAUACAAUGUAAGAAUCUGUGUAAUUUAUGUUCAUAUACAAAUCCAUCUGUCUUGCUAAUUCUUUUA
Messenger RNA from Ricinus communis (castor bean), 566 nucleotides. Its product is annotated as protein CADMIUM TOLERANCE 5-like. The transcript has 3 exons. NCBI's taxonomy places the organism in Eukaryota, Viridiplantae, Streptophyta, Magnoliopsida, Malpighiales, Euphorbiaceae. The record is from RefSeq and is a predicted model, not a curated record. The coding region runs from base 80 to 325 and encodes 81 amino acids.